Coccinella septempunctata (seven-spotted ladybird) is the source of this 1241-nucleotide messenger RNA. RefSeq lists its product as uncharacterized. Bases 284 to 1156 code for a protein of 290 amino acids. The record is from RefSeq and is a predicted model, not a curated record. The transcript is spliced from 2 exons. Lineage: Eukaryota; Metazoa; Arthropoda; Insecta; Coleoptera; Coccinellidae.
CGGCCUACAGACGAGCAACCUAGUUGACAACUUGGUUGUCAACACGGCGUGUUGACAACCAAGUUGAACGUCUGUGGGCCGGUUGGUGGUUGAUAUUCCAAGUUGACAACUAGGUUGCUGUAAGAUCAAAUCGGUUUGAUAUUCGAUGGGCGGAGUCCGAUGUUGGCGAUAAAAUUGCAGCGUCUGUGGGGGUAAUCAGCAACGCGCAUGGCAACAUCAGUUGGAGUUGUCGACGUGUAGAGGGAAGAUCUCAUCGUUUCUGAAUUCAACGCACGCGUAAACCAUGAGCAAUAUUCCAAAUAUACCAAUUUGGGCGGAUUUCUUCGAGUGUUUGAGAGAUCUGCCCGAAUUAUGGAAAGUAAAGUCCGAUGUAUUCAAAGAUCGGAAUAAAAAGAAUAGAGGGUGGGACACACUUUUAGAAGUAUAUAAAAAAAUCGAUCCAAAUGCGCAUAUUGACAGUUUAAAGAAAAGGGUGAACAAUAUAAAAUCAACCUACAGGCGAGAACUAAAAAAAGUGGAACAGAGCAAGAGGUCUGGAGCCGGUGCCGAAGACGAAUAUAUUCCAAACCUCUGGUACUACGACAAAGUUGACUUCUUGCGCGAUCAAGAGAUACAAAUUCCUGGAAUUUCGACAAUGGAAACUGAGCAAUCCGAACGGGAGGAUGUUGAAAAUGAGCAGGAAGGCAGUUUACUCCAAAACAUCGAAAGUGAACCUGCACCUGAGAGUUCCACUUCCUUCUCACCAACACCGAAGAGGAAGAAGAAAUCUAUGGUGCAACACAUGUCGGAAAGGAAUGAUCUUUUGAAGGAAGCACUAGGAAGAUUGUCAGACCGGAAAAAAAACACGGACGAGGCUGACACUUUUGCCGAGAGUUGGGCUACUUCCUAUAGAAAAUUAUCUCAUAGGCAAAAAAUUUUUGCCAAAAAAGCAAUUGAAGAUAUUUUUGCGUUGGGACAAUUAGAGUUGUUGUCCUUCAAUUCGGUCGACACUUCCUGUGCUUCUAGAACAUCAUCGACAGGUCCCACGACCUCAUCAUCGCACUACACCUCAAAUACACCUUCGCCCAUUUCAGAAGCAACAGCUUCAUAUACAACGAUGGAAAAUGUUCCAUAUACGAAUAUAGAGCAACUGUUUUCCGAUGACAAUUAUAUUUGAACUAUUAACAAAAUAUCAUUUGUUAAGAAGUUGUCCCUUGUUAUUUCUGAGUUUAUAUUUUUUGUUUUUGUAUAUAUUUUCUUGA